GCAAUGAUUAAUAUUUAGAUACAACUUCGUAUCUAAUCUACGCUGCCAAGAUUUUUUACUUCCUAUCCAUCUCUUCCUAACUCAAAUACAAGUAUGGAUCCAAAUCUUCACUUAUCAAAUAUUGACAAUCUGAUUAUCCAUUCGUUUCGACCUCCUCCACUUAAAUCAAAUGGUUCAGUCUUUCAGCUAUUUACAGUACAAUUUACUAAAAUUGGUAACUUCAUUACUAUAUUAUGUAAGAUAAUCCUCAUGUAAGUAUGAUACAUAUAGGCUAGAAUGGAAUGAAAUAACACUGCCAACAUCCAAUGGGUCAGUUCGCAUCUCUCGCAAUCAAUGAUGAGUGUGAAUAUGGUUGCCAUUGUGAAUUUGAAUAGAGAGUACACUCUACACAUCUGCAUUACAUAUUGAGUAUGUUAUAAUCCCUUAUAAAAUAUUUUUGUAUAUCUCCGAUUUAUUAACAUAAUUAAUUGAAAAAGUCAUCAUAUUAAUUUGGAUUCUAAAACAUCUCAUGUUUCCAACAUUAAUAUUUAAUGGAUGAAUACAUUGUAGACGAUAGAAUCAACGAAUAAGAUCGCAAUUACCUAUUAUCCCAAGUGGAUUCAAUACACACUCUCUAUAUCACAAGAGAACAUAUUUAAUCGAUUAAAUCGCAAUUGCAUUCUGAAGACUACAUCUCUAUUCAUAUUGCCCUGCAAAAAUUACUACGACUCAUCUUUUUGGAAUUCCACAUAGAGAACUUCCCCCUUGAUUUGGACGAGGCUGGGAAUCAGUAUCACUUCACCUAAUUCAUCAUUCAAAAUAAUAUCAUUUAACCUCUAAUACAUUUAAUUUAAGUUCAAUAUUCAAUUCAAAGCACUGUAGAUUCGACUCAAAUCCUCAUAUGUUUACUUUGUGGAACAUCUCAACAAGUGGAGCUGAUCUUACAAUAAGGCCUGAUCUCCAGUCUCUCCCUCAUGUUGUAAUCAAACAUCGAUUUAAUUGCAUUUACUGGACUUGUGGCAGUGUUAUAGGCUGCUAAAAUAAGGCACUCCAAGGCUUUCUGUAAAUAGUUCCUCAACAAUUAAUGCGAGCAGUUUAUCUUCAAGAGAUACGCGAAAGAACCUGAGUUCUGUUUAAAGACCCUGUACUCAUUGUGUACCAAAAAGCCUUCAAUGAAAUUCGAACUCAUCAAAUCUAGUUUACUGUUUAUAAUUGACAAAAUUCAUAAAGAAAAUAAGAUAGGAAUCAUAACUAAAUGCAUCUGUAUAGUCACUGGAAAAUGGAUACCCUUGCCUCCAUUGAAAGAAAACCACCUCAAACGAAUCCAAUUACUCUUAGAUUUUGAUAUCAUUGCAAGAUUUGUCUAACUAAUGAAAUAACACGAAUCAGAAUAUGAAUUAUUAUAAGUCAUUUUAACAAAUUUGAUAUUUGUUUUAUCAGGAACUGAUUAGUAAUUCUAAUUUGUUUUGAAACAAGGAAUAAUGAGGUAAGUCUAAAAAUUGCUUGAUUGUAAGGAUAAUGCCACUUUUCAUAGAUGUCUUGCCUUUCUGGUUUAGAUUAGCAACAAAACACUUGGAGUAUCCUUUCUUUUUGAAUAGAAAACCAUUAUCUCAAUUGUAAUUCGAGUUUACAGUGUCGAACAAAAGGAAUUUGCUUUAUUGAAGAUAGUCUCAAUCUUCGAAAAUCUGGUACUACUAGGAGACAUCGACUAAGUGCAGAGUUUAAUUGAUUAAUAGUUGAUCAGGAUCAUCAUUAAAAAUCUGAAAUUGAAUCUAAAUCAGGACAACGUACAGGUCAAUUGCAAGACUGUUGAAUUAUUGCAAUCCAUAUUCACCAAAGUCAGAAAUACGAACAAGGAGAAAUAUGAGAAUUGGAAGGAAGAGUUCAUCAAAUUUGAAGGCAUACAGGCUUUGAGAUCACUGACUUCACAAACAGAACAAAUAUUUUCUUUAAAUGAAUUUUUAAAUACUUGA
Paramecium octaurelia is the source of this 1952-nucleotide messenger RNA. The record is from the annotation of a GenBank genome assembly. Lineage: Eukaryota; Ciliophora; Oligohymenophorea; Peniculida; Parameciidae.